AUGUCUUACGGUGGCGCCGGUGAUGGCGGUAGCAACAACGGAAACUACCCAAACGAUAACGGUGGAGGAAGCUGGACCGGCGUGGUUCUCACACUAAUCCUCUCUUUACUUAUUGCAAUCACAUUAGUGGUUCUAUUAUACCUCGCUGCAUGGUGUCUUCUUAAGCGCAGCACUGCAAGGCGUCGUUCACGAAUCAAUCAGUUAAUCAACGAGGCUACAAUCAAUCGAACACACCCACAAGAACCACCCAAUUCUGGUCUCAAUCAAUUGGCAAUUGAUUCCUUACCGGUUUUCGCCUACAAACAGCUAAUCUUAUUAUUAAACAACCAACAUGAAGACUACAAGAAUGGAGGUUCAAGAGAGUGUGCAGUUUGCUUAAGUCUAUUUCAAGAUGAAGAGAUGAUUAAGCUUCUACAAAAUUGUAAGCAUUUCUUUCAUGUAGACUGUAUCAAUGUAUGGUUGAGAUCAAACACGACAUGCCCAAUUUGUCGGUGUAACACCACCACCCAACCUCCAGCGCUGCUGCCGGAGCCGCCGGAGCUGCCGUCGCAUCAUCAUGACAUGGAUUCUGUGGUGGUUGUACCUCCUCUUUUAUUGGCUCAUCCGGUGGUAAUACUAUCAGAAUCAUCAUAG
Messenger RNA from Telopea speciosissima, 633 nucleotides. RefSeq names its product RING-H2 finger protein ATL40-like. The transcript has a single exon. Bases 1 to 633 code for a protein of 210 amino acids. The record is from RefSeq and is a predicted model, not a curated record. Lineage: Eukaryota; Viridiplantae; Streptophyta; Magnoliopsida; Proteales; Proteaceae.